GUCAGUCUGUCAAUCACGUGGCGGCGUAAUGCGGACGGCGUAUACGGACGGCGCCUCGUUCCGCCGCCGUAUUUGAGCCUAGAGUGCUUGGGAAGCUGCGGUUUGCUCCGUCCUCCCAUCUCUCUCGGGGCCGUCGUCUCGUUGCCUACAAUGCCAGCCCCAGCCGCUGUCUACGUCGUCGGCGCCGUGGCUGUUGUAGCCGGUGUUUUCGCGUUUAAGGAGUUUGUGUACGAGCCUCACAUUGCUCCGAGGCUCGAGGCAUGGGCAGAGGCGUUCGUUGAGAACCGCCGUCAGCAGCGAGCACGACGUCGAGGUCUCGUUGCUGCGCAGUCGGUCUCUGAGCAUGGCGAUGAGAACAGGACCCGUCGAUCUACGGAAUCAGGCAACGGCGACAGCCGCCCUAGUGCACCGGUUAGAGCGCGCGGCCGACGCGACAACGGCGACGACGACGAUGGCGUGGGCACCUCUGUCGAGCUAGAGCAGCUCGUAGCGCGAGAGGCUAGUGGCUGGAGCGACGACGGUAGGCAGAACGGUCUAAGACACAGGAAGACCGCGGGCACAAUGGACGAGAGCAACGUAUUCCUUCCUUACCGGCCUAUGUCUCCUACCCAUGUCAUCUUCGACUCAUCUGCAGCCUCCACCCCGACCACGCCGUCCUCUAGUGGCUCAAGAUUACAGAGUCCCCGCGGUGCAGCUACGCCGCUCCUGCAGACUCCCUCCGUUCCGUCUCCCAAAUCUCGCCCGUCGUCAGUCGCUUCCCUCAAUGUAGCUCACAUCCCGCCUACGCCCGUCUCCAUCCGCUCAGUAGCCUCAUCGCGAGUCCAGUCUCCGCAUAUGAUGGACGCUAUGUCUUCGCGAUCGUCGAGCCCGGAUGUACCUGCAAUGUACAACACCGCCCUCAUGGGAUCGAUCGGCAACUUGUCGGAUCGGGCAAGUGCCACUGCAACAUCUAUCCCUGCUUCUCGAGUCCAAUCGCCUUUCUCCGACUACCAUCUGGCGGCCCCAGUACCCUCCUUACCGCCGUCCCGCAUCCAGUCUCCGUUCUCUGACAUCCAUGCCGUUAUAGCGCGCAGUCCGACGCUGACCGCGCGGUCCGGUAUGACGUCGCCCUUCAGCCAGAUGUCUGAGCCGAUGUCUGACUUCGACCUGCCGUCGGACAGCGAGGACGAUGUGAUGUCCUUGCGUUCUGGGAUGUUCAGCCCCAAUGUGUCAAGCCGCCAGGAGGAACGCGCGUUUGACGUCCUGUCUAUCCACGGGAGUGAAGGCUCCAGCUGGGGAAGCGUCGGUCGUCGGACGCCCGAGCCCUAAACCUUCUUUACACAGCUCGCACAGCUCGUCUCCGUUAAUCAGCUGAACGAACGGUUCCUCGCCUGCUUUUGGUCUGUGGUCUGUACUAUAAUCACUAUCCGUCCUGUCCGGCCAUUGUUAUAUUCGCGCACUGCUAUCGUGUACAUCCAUCGAGCCACUGUAGAACCACCGUACCCCUCUGUUGUACAGAUACCGCAGUUCUUGUAUCUAUGUGUUCAUAUUGGACCCUUUUCGCAGCGAA
This is a messenger RNA of Rhodofomes roseus, 1549 nucleotides long. RefSeq lists its product as uncharacterized. The coding region runs from base 151 to 1308 and encodes 385 amino acids. The record is from RefSeq and is a predicted model, not a curated record. The transcript is spliced from 3 exons. NCBI's taxonomy places the organism in Eukaryota, Fungi, Basidiomycota, Agaricomycetes, Polyporales, Fomitopsidaceae.